Molecule: messenger RNA, 1750 nt
Organism: Notolabrus celidotus (New Zealand spotty)
Lineage: Eukaryota; Metazoa; Chordata; Actinopteri; Labriformes; Labridae
Exons: 5
Coding region: 150-986 (278 amino acids)
Biological process (GO): inner mitochondrial membrane organization; protein insertion into mitochondrial inner membrane from matrix
Cellular component (GO): mitochondrial inner membrane
Molecular function (GO): ribosome binding
Source: RefSeq, a predicted model, not a curated record
AGUCAUGUGUGUUUACGUUGAGCACGAUGAGGAUUAUGGGUAAAGCAUGGGGUGAAUUGCAUAAGGUUACCAAAGGCAACAGUGAUAAUGGUGGCUGUUUCAGCCCCGGUCCGUGAUUCUGAAGCCGCCGGUGAAGCCUCUCUGCUCUGAUGCAGCGGAUCACCAGCCUCGCUGCAUGCCGGGAGCUCAGCGGCCUCGCUGCUUGCUCCCCCGGGCUCUGCGCCUGGAAGAGGGGCCCGACCUGCAGCAGGCAGCCGGUCCUGAACCGGCAGAGGACGGGUGUGUGUGUGCGUCUCACACGCCCUUUCACAGGGGAGCCUGGAGCUCAGGGCCGGAGGCUGUGCAGGGGCAGGAGGGUCGUGUUCGCCGGUCAGAAACACAGACUGUUCUGCUCUCAGCUUGGAGCCGAGGGGCCUCCGGAGGGACAACCCACUAUCUCUGUGGUCGGCAUCCCGGACCCCCUUACAUGGAUCCGGUGCAGAGUCAUCAUCUAUCUCAUCGACCUGUACUUUCAGUUAGACAUCAACUCUGCAGAGUUUGACAGAGGAGUGAAGCAGGCUUUGGUCCAUGUCUCCAACAUGAUGUCCCGUGGCAGUUACCACGGGCUGGUGGGGCUAGUCUCCGAAGAGAUGAUAGAGUACAUUAAGAAGUGGGGCAGUUCUCUCACAGAGGCUCAGAAGCAGCAGCUGGCCGUCACCAUGGAUGAUAUUAUAUUUGUGCUGCCAGAAGACGUGUCGGUCGUCUUUGAUACUCACGGUAGAAAGUUCUGCUACGUCACGAUGAGGUUUUGGUUUCUGUCAGCACACGAAGGUCCUGAAGACCCCGAGGGCACGAGGAUCUUCAAAGUGUCCUCGAGUGAAGACGGCAGUCCACAGAAGAAAAUAGUCACAGCAGUCUAUGAAUUCCACAGAGAGCUGACAACGGGGGCCUCUUCUGAUUGGACGGUCACCACAAUUUGGCACUGGCACUGGAAAAUGGCUGAGUGAUAUGACUCUUAAACUCAAAGGCCAGUCGUCAGUCACCAGGACACACCAUGGGAGUCCUGAUUGGCUGAAACUGGACCACAGAUUGACUCUCCAUAAUGACCAGAUGAAACGGGACCCAGAGCCAUACCACUGAAGCUGUUCAGACACCCCAAGACCUCAAAGAACUCUUCUUUUACUUGAAUGUGUCUAGACCCUGAGAUGCCUUGAACAUCCCGCUCCAGGGAUUUCACUGUUACACAGCAUACUAUACAAGUCCUCUGAUUCAAUGUAGAACUCAUUCCGGUUUCAUUAGCUCAGACACAUCUGAUGCAAAAGUGUCUUUUUGUGAAAAUAUCUGUUGAAUGUGAAGCCAAAUACUCAUCACUCCAUGUAGGCCCAGGUACUAUAUUUUUACCAGAGCUUUCAGCCACACAUCAGUCUUUACUCUGCAAAUGGAGAUGGCAUGUUUGCCAUCACUAUGUCUACUGAAGGAAAUUUAUUCAGGUGACCACAAGUGCUUGAAUAUGGGCACAGUUGCAACAUGAGCAAAGUAGCUUUGCUGUAGCUCAAGUGAUCACAUAUAAGCUAUCUGUAUGAAAACCAUGAUCAUUUCAUCCAAUGAGGCAGAGAGACCAUGACAUGCAGUUUGAAGUUCCAGUAAAAGCUAGUACUGGAACUUUUUAGUUUAAAAAAACACACUGUUGCCAAGCUCAAGAAGGAACUCACUUAUCUCCAUUCUGUUUGUUAAAGUCAAUGUUGCAUCAAUAAACUGUUUGAUCCUCACA